GGAACUAAAACAUUUUUACUAGCGUUUCUACACGGACGUGCUUCUGCAUUGGGCCAGGCAUGCGUUGACAAGCACAUUGUUUCCGGUAUCUACCGUUUAGCCGUGUUUACUUUUUUCGCUGAUAAACACCCUCAUGUCUUCGCCGGAGGUAGUCCUGGGUUUCCUGGAGGACGCGGAGUCUUGGUGGCUUUGCUCCCCGCAGUUCCCCAGUAAAGUUGGGGGGAAACCGGCGUGGCUUUCCCUGCGAGGCCUGCCCUCACUGUCCGGACUGGAGUGUGAGACAUGUCGCCUGCCGAUGCUCUUUCUCCUGCAGGUCUACGCUCCAAUUCCAGGUCAAGACAGAAGUUUCCACAGAACCCUCUUUGUGUUCUGUUGUAAAAACCCCAAAUGUUACGUACGUAGUGACAGCUGCUGUAUGAAAGUAUUUAGAAGUCAGCUGCCUCGGAGGAAUGAGUUCUACUCCUACGAGCCGCCAGCAGAGACUGAAGCCCCGUGCGACUUUGAUCCAAACCAGAGUGUGCUGCCCACCUCUGGAGUUAAGCUGUGUUGGCUGUGCGGUUGCCCCGGCAACAAAGCUUGCUCUCGCUGCCACGCUGUCACAUACUGCGGGAAACACCACCAGACGCUCCACUGGAAGAACGCGCACAAGCAGGAGUGCUGCUGCGGUGGCCACAAAGAAACAUCGGCCUGCCCGUUUCUCUUCCCGCAGUUUGAGCUCUUAACAGAGCCUGAAGAGGAAAAGGAGGAUGAGGGGGAUGAAGUAGAUGAGGCCAUCAGUCAGACGGGUGCAGACUGUUCCGCCAUAGCAGAAACACUUGCAGAGACCGACCUGGAGGAGAUGGCCAUGCAUGAGACGGAGGAAGACCGGGUGUUCCAGCGCUUUAAAAGGAAGAUUGCACCGGAGCCUCAGCAAGUGUUGCGUUACAGUCGAGGCGGAUCCCCACUGUGGGUGUCUUUGCAUCACGUCCCUUUAGAUACAGACAUCCCAGCAUGCACCUGUGGCGCCAAAAGGACUUUUGAAUUCCAGGUGAUGCCCCAGCUGCUCAAUAGUCUGUGUGUGGACUCCACGGGAGACAGUAUCGACUGGGGGACUCUAGCAGUCUAUACCUGUUCUGUCAGCUGUAGCCAUGACGAUCAGUACUGCCUUGAGUUCAUUUGGAAGCAGGACUUCGGCUCAGGCUUGCCAAGUCAAAUUAAACAGCCAUAAAAGUAUAUUACGUACAGUGCCUUAUUUCCC
This is a messenger RNA of Entelurus aequoreus (snake pipefish), 1237 nucleotides long. RefSeq names its product programmed cell death 2 (gene pdcd2). Lineage: Eukaryota; Metazoa; Chordata; Actinopteri; Syngnathiformes; Syngnathidae. Gene Ontology annotation, cellular component: cytoplasm; nucleus. The transcript has 6 exons. Bases 134 to 1207 code for a protein of 357 amino acids. The record is from RefSeq and is a predicted model, not a curated record.